CCACCACCUAUCAGUAACUAUCACCCUCCCUUCCCUUCCCCCCCAUGGCGCCCCCUCCUUCCUCCCUCCCCACGGCCGUGCUCGCAUGGGGUUCGGGGGAGGACGGGCAGCUGGGGAUGGGCGGGUACGAGGAGGAGGACUGGGCCCACCACGUCGCCGCGCUCGAGCCGCGCGGCGUCUCCGCCGUCGUCGCCGGCAGCCGCAACUCCCUCGCCAUCUGCGCCGACGGCCGCCUCUUCACGUGGGGGUGGAACCAGCGGGGCACGCUCGGCCACCCGCCGGAGACCAAGACGGAGAGCUUCCCGGGCCCCGUCGAGGCCCUCGCCGGCGUCAGGAUCGUGCAGGCGGCGAUCGGUGGAUGGCACUGCCUCGCGGUGGACGACAAGGGGAGAGCAUAUGCUUGGGGGGGCAACGAGUAUGGGCAGUGCGGGGAGGAGGCUGAGAGGAAGGAGGAUGGAACGAGGGCGCUCAGGAGGGACAUUCCCAUCCCGCAGCGGUGUGCGCCCAAGCUGAAAGUUCGGCAAGUUGCUGCUGGAGGGACACACUCGGUUGUUUUGACACAAGAAGGACAUGUUUGGACAUGGGGGCAACCAUGGCCUCCAGGCGAUAUCAAGCAAAUAUCUACACCAGUGCGGGUGCAAGGCCUUGAGAAUGUAAGGAUGAUUGCUGUAGGUGCAUUCCACAAUUUGGCUCUAACAGAAGAUGGAAUUUUGUGGGCAUGGGGUAACAAUGAAUAUGGUCAACUGGGGACUGGAGAUACUCAACCAAGAUCACAACCAAUCCGUGUUGAAGGAUUAUCUGACCUUUCAUUGGUUGACAUUGCCGCCGGAGGUUGGCAUUCAACUGCACUAACAAAAGAGGGAGAGGUGUAUGCUUGGGGGAGAGGAGAACAUGGGAGGCUUGGAUUUGGAGAUGACAAGAGUAGUCACAUGGUUCCUCAGAAGGUCCAGCUUCUGGCUGGAGAGGAUAUUAUUCAGGUAUCAUGUGGAGGAACACAUUCAGUUGCGCUAACUAGUGAUGGACGAAUGUUUUCUUACGGGAGGGGUGACCAUGGCCGUCUAGGCUACGGCAGGAAGGUCACGACAGGCCACCCGAUGGAAGUCCCCAUCGACCUGCCGCCGCCGGAAUCCAGCGGCGGCUCCGCCGGGCAAUGGCAGGCGAGGUACGUCGCCUGCGGCGGGAGGCACACCCUGGCCAUCGCGACAUGGACGGAGGUAGACGAGUGAGUGGUCGAUGGCGUCUUCUUCGUUUUCUUUUUUGGCCAAAUGCCAAAUCCCGGAGCUGGUACAGAAAAUACCGAGUAUUUUUCGUGCAAUAAGGACAUGACGCUAAUGUUAAAAAUGAUCCUUGUGAUGUAUGAGGUGAAUGAUGAAUAAACAAGGAGGAAUAAAAAAAAAUCGGGAGCUUUAUUUCUGAAGAGAUAAAUAAACUGUGCUACUCUCUUAC
This is a messenger RNA of Oryza brachyantha (malo sina), 1446 nucleotides long. Its product is annotated as ultraviolet-B receptor UVR8-like. The record is from RefSeq and is a predicted model, not a curated record. Lineage: Eukaryota; Viridiplantae; Streptophyta; Magnoliopsida; Poales; Poaceae. The coding region runs from base 45 to 1226 and encodes 393 amino acids. The transcript is spliced from 11 exons.